Anopheles coluzzii is the source of this 3682-nucleotide messenger RNA. RefSeq lists its product as uncharacterized. The transcript is spliced from 5 exons. The coding region runs from base 1591 to 3597 and encodes 668 amino acids. The record is from RefSeq and is a predicted model, not a curated record. Lineage: Eukaryota; Metazoa; Arthropoda; Insecta; Diptera; Culicidae.
GGGAGAACUUUCGCGUCGCUUUCUUUUUCGCAGGCGCUGUGUGCGAGCGAAAUGAGAUUUUUGCAGAAAUGGCACCUUGUAUGGGUGAUACGACCUGGCCGCUUUCGGGAGGGACAGGUGGCGUGUCAGGUACACCGGGCGAACGCAUGUGCGAAGCUGCGUACGCGUACACUCUUCUUUGCCAUCUCUCACUCUCUCUCUCUCACUCUCUCUCUCUCUCUCUCUCGUCCAUUGCUCUUUCGACACGCACUUUUCCCCCUCCCAGGAAAAGGCACAACUUUUGCUAGUGGAGGCUCGUCCGGCACAGGAAACGUUGGAGAAGAAGUGUUUUUAACUCUUUCUAUCAUUCUCUCUUUCUCUUUCGCUCGUGUGAAUUGUCUCCAGACAGGGGGAGCGAUCUGGGCGAUCUGCGAGAAAAGAAAGCCGAACGUAGAGGAAGGUUGGCCGUGCUGCUGCUGCUGCUGCUGUGGCCCAGUCACCGCUGCAAGAGUGAGCGAACACGAGCCACAGACACGGAGCCGGAGAGCCGGGUUUUGCUUUCUUCGCGGCGUUCGCGGCCGGGGUCGCUGGAUGACCACGUGCGUGCGUGUGUGUGUGUGGUUGUAUCUUUUUUUUUUUUGCGCAAUUCCAUCAGCUCCAAAACGAGAGCCGAAGAAAGUAGAAAGAGAAGAGCGCGGUGAAAGAUAGAGCGAGCAUACCAUAGCGAGCCCCGCACGGUAAGAAAAGGGCAGCAAAGCGCACCCGUGCGGGGUUUUGCCUGUGAACUAGGGGUGGAUGGAGGAUGGGGGCCCUGGAUGGUGGGGGGCGAUUGAAAGCGUGGUGACGCUGCGGUCCAUACAUCAUCAUCUGCGCGGGUUUCGGAGGCGCACCUGGGGACACACGGGUGCUCACAGCGGAUCGACUAUAACGCUGAAAGCAAACAGGUGAAUUAAACAUUCUGCCAUAGACAACCGUGGCGUUCGGACGCGCGGCUACCCGAGAUCGCAACAAACAAACAACGGGAAGCACAAGAGAAAAAAAUAACAAAACCAAAUCUAUAUACACAUACGCACAGACCAUCUCAGCGGUCACAGCCAGGGAACCUGGGACCGACGCUAGGUGUGCUUAUCAGCAGGCCCUUGCCCAACAGGCAGACAGUACACCUGUGCCGCUCAACACGGACGGAUGCUGGGAGUGGCGCCGUAGCCCGGUGGCGUGAAUUUUGCAGUUCAAAUUGACAGUUGGUGCCGUGCGCAAGAAACACAUUGCCGGACAGUGAGCGUGGUGUUGCUUUCGUUCGUGCCGCGUUGGAACAGUGUUUCGCGUUCGGGAUUUGAUAUUCUUUACUGUACGUGCAAGUGCCUAGCUGCCAGCGAACCUAGUAUCAUUAGUAGCAGUGCAGUAUCUUGCUCUCGCCGUGGAAGUUACGCAAAGAUUGUUGCGACUGUGAACUAACUGGUGGUUUAAGAUUUUCGAAUUUCGAAAACAAAACAAGCAAGUGAUAGUGACCCGUGCUAUCGUUACGCACGGUGACAGUUGUCUGGUGGUUUACAGCGGUACGCGCGCAACCAGUGAAAUAAUAACAAGCGGCACCACAGACAAAGAUUGAGCAUGCGGCUGACGAGAUUAUUUUACUCCACGUUACUGAUAGGAAUACUGCAGAUCAAUCAUCCUUUUAUGUCAUUUGCUUACUGUGAAAAAUCUUCUCGGCUAAAGUGCAGGAAGGCGUUGCAGCUGACGGUGGCCGAGGAUCAGGUCGAGGUAGUGAAAUCGGUCAGCCCGGGCGAUGAGGCAGCAAAGCGCGACAACGAUUCGGACCAGGUGGCGCUCGAGUCGGUCGAUCAGGAUCUGCAAGGUUCUGCACCGGUCCAGUCCGCCUACCCGCAGCACUUACCGUCGCCGCUGGGCCACGGACCGGGCGCUUUGGGAGGCCCAGGCUUGGCGAAACAUGGCCCGGGGCCACAGCACGGCCCACUGCCCCAUCACGGACCGCCAAUACCGCACGGCCCCAGUCGAGCAUCGCUAGGUCUUGGGCAGCCGUUUGGACCGCCGCCGCCGCCGCCACCGCAAGCGCUGCCCGUGGCGCACGCGUACCAUGGGCCACCACCACCGCCGCCGCCACCCGGCAUGCUCAAGGCGCAGGCGAGCGAGCUCAGCCCGGAGAAGCUGUACGGGCCGCCCCUCGCCGGCAACGAGCUGUGGUCCUCGCCCCUCCAGGACAUGCCCAAGAUCGUGUCGCUCGACGUGAAGUGCGAGAAGCAGGGCAUGAAGGUGUUCGUCCAGUUCGACAAACCGUUCUUCGGCAUCGUCUUCUCCAAGGGCCACUACAGCAACGUCAACUGUGUGCAUCUGCCGGCCGGGCUCGGCAAAACAUCCGCCUCGUUCGACAUCGGCAUCCACGAGUGUGGCACCGCCGGCAACACGGACAACGUGCUGUACAACGGCUACUCCGGCACGGACACGAACGCGGGCUCGUACUUCGAGAACAUCAUCGUGCUGCAGUACGACCCGCAGGUGCAGGAGGUGUGGGACCAGGCCCGGAAGCUGCGCUGCACCUGGCACGACCAGUACGAGAAGUCGGUAACGUUCCGGCCGUUCCCGGUCGAUAUGCUCGACGUGAUACGGGCGGACUUUGCCGGCGACAACGUCGGCUGCUGGAUGCAGAUCCAGGUCGGCAAGGGCCCGUGGGCGUCCGAGGUGUCCGGGCUGGUCAAGAUCGGCCAGACGAUGACGAUGGUGCUGGCGAUCAAGGACGACGACAGCAAGUUCGACAUGCUGGUGCGCAACUGCAUGGCGCACGACGGCAAGCGGGCGCCGAUCCAGCUGGUGGACCAGCGCGGCUGCGUCACCCGCCCGAAGCUGAUGUCGCGCUUCACCAAGAUCAAGAACUUUGGCGCGAGCGCCUCGGUCCUCUCGUACGCCCACUUCCAGGCGUUCAAGUUCCCCGACUCGAUGGAGGUGCACUUCCAGUGCACGAUCCAGAUCUGCCGCUACCAGUGCCCGGACCAGUGCACCGAUCCGGGCGUGCUCGACGUGCACCACCUGUCCGGCGGGCCCGAACACCAGCAGUACGGGCCGCCGCCGCCGCCGCCGCCACCGUCCCCGCCCCAGUCGCUCGAUGCGCACGUGUUCACCUCGAACCGGAAGCGGGACGACCGGCGGAUUCGGCGCACGCGCGCCACCGACCCGGAGCAGAAGGAGGACGUCGGGCUGAACCGCGUCAUCCGGGUGGUGUCGCCCGGCGACCUGACCUUCCCGAUCGGGCCGAGCUCGGCCAACGAGACGGAUGGUGCCGCCGCCGCCGCCACGAUGGUGUUUUCGGCCCGCGAGGAGGGCCUGAUCUGCAUGACCACGCCCGGCUUCACCGUCACGAUCGUCGUGCUGCUGUCGAUACUGCUCGCGUCCUGCGUCACGUCCGCGUUCCUCUGCAUACGCCUCAAGCCGUUCUCGCUGUCGCGGGCCAAGGAGCGGUCGGUCGCGUUCACCAACCCGCACCUGACGCCGGCGGGGACCGUGCUGACCAGCGGGGCCAGCUCGAUCGUCGGCACGCUCAAGUCGACCAAGUCGGGCGCCGCCGCCACCGCCAGCAGCAACAAAGCGCGCAUGUUCUACACCUGAGCACGGGCUGGACGGUGCAGGUUCGAACCUUAACCUUUUCCCUGCAGCAACAGACACACACACACACACCCAGAAACACAUCAAU